Molecule: messenger RNA, 918 nt
Organism: Penicillium alfredii
Lineage: Eukaryota; Fungi; Ascomycota; Eurotiomycetes; Eurotiales; Aspergillaceae
Product: cytochrome b5 reductase family protein
Exons: 4
Coding region: 1-918 (305 amino acids)
Cellular component (GO): endoplasmic reticulum
Molecular function (GO): oxidoreductase activity
Source: RefSeq, a predicted model, not a curated record
AUGAGUUCUCUCUCCAACCUCGGCGCAGCCCUCCUGCCCUCGGCCCUGCUGGUCGCCGGUGUCUACGUCGUCAAACCCGAGUUUGUCGCCUAUGCGGUUGCUCUGGCGGGCGUGUUCUCCGGAUGGAAACUCUUCAGCAACAAACCUCGGAAGGUCUUGAACCCCACGGAGUUCCAGGACUUUGUGCUCAAGGAGAAGAAUGAGAUCUCCCACAAUGUCGCCGUCUACCGAUUCGCGCUGCCCCGCCCCACCGAUAUCCUGGGUCUACCGAUCGGCCAGCACAUCUCGCUCGCUGCCACCAUUGCCGGCCAGCCCAAGGAGGUCGUGCGCUCCUACACCCCCAUUUCCUCGGACAAUGAGGCGGGCUACUUUGACCUGCUGGUCAAGGCCUACCCGCAGGGCAACAUCUCCAAGUACCUGACCGAGCUGAAGAUUGGCGAUGUCAUGAAGGUGCGCGGCCCCAAGGGUGCCAUGGUCUACACCCCGAACAUGUGCCGACACAUUGGAAUGAUCGCCGGCGGCACGGGCAUUACUCCCAUGCUCCAGAUCAUCAAGGCCAUCAUCCGCAACCGGCCCCGCAACGGCGGCAACGACACCACCAAGGUGGACCUAAUCUUCGCCAACGUCAACCCGGAUGACGUUUUGCUCCAGGAGGAACUGGCGCAGCUGGAGAAGGAGGACGAUGGGUUCCGUGUCUACUACGUGCUCAACAACCCGCCUGAGGGAUGGGCUGGUGGUGUGGGCUUCGUGACUCCGGACAUGAUCAAGGACCGUCUGCCGGCCCCGGCCACCGAUGUCAAGGUUCUCCUGUGCGGUCCCCCGCCCAUGGUCAGUGCCAUGAAGAAGGCCACCGAGUCUCUCGGAUACACCAAGGCGCGCCCCGUCAGCAAGCUCGAGGACCAGGUCUUCUGCUUCUAA